Peronospora belbahrii is the source of this 501-nucleotide messenger RNA. The record is from the annotation of a GenBank genome assembly. NCBI's taxonomy places the organism in Eukaryota, Oomycota, Peronosporomycetes, Peronosporales, Peronosporaceae.
AUGAAGGCCGAUUUCGUCGCUGUCUCGGAAUUGAAGCGCGAAGUGCUUGGCCUCCGCGAGAUGCUGAGCAAGAUUGGUAUUGCACCGGCUGUUCCUAUGCCGCUUCAAAUCGACAAUAUAACGGCAAGCAGCCAGAUGGCGGGCGAGGCAUCGGCACUAAAGGCAAAGCACGUUGAUGUUCACCUACUGUCGGUCAAAGACCUUGGCCGCGUCAGCAAGUUUCUAGGCAUGAUGGUCGCGCAAAAUGGUGACGGAGGCUACAAUCUCGAUCAGGAGGAGGUGAUUGGCGAUCUCCUGCGUACCAACGGACUUAUGGAUGCAAACUCGGUGCGUGCGUUGAUUGGUGACGACUGCUAUGACGAGAAUCUUGACGGAGUAGCGAUGCUUGGAGCGUCAAACAAGCGGUCUGGUCCAACGAUACGCGUGUUCCAGUCACUCGUGGGCAGCUUGCUAAGGAUUGCGCGCUGCAAAAAGCCCGACAUAGCCUUGUGCGGUGCAUAA